UGAUUUUUUCUCUUAUAUUGUUUCGACCAGGCUUGAUUUGAUAUUGACACUUAUCGCUACCAAAUUAUUGAUAGGAAUAGGACCACACUAGUAAAACACCAUACAUACGUCUCUUCCUCAAUCCUAUCACAUGGCCAUGUAAAUGCAAAAUCAUCCUCUUCUUCUUCUUGUUCGAUUAAUUUCUUGAAUCAUGUUACAUCUCUUCAUAUCAAUCAUCCUAUCCUCCACAAUCCUAGCCCAAUCCUCCCACAACAACCACAAGCCCGGCCCCGAAAUCACCCUCAAAAAGAGCCUCUCCUUCCCCACCUUCGGCCCGAACAACAUCAACCAAGACAUCACCCUCUUAGGCAGCGCCGCCAUCCCUCCCCAAGCGGGCUGCAUCCAAAUCCCCGACCCCGAAAACCCCCACUCCUCCGCGGGCCGGGCCAUCUACGCCUCCCCCGUCCGCCUCUUCGACCCGAGCUCCUGCCUCCCGGCCUCCUUCGAGACCACCUUCUCCUUCCGCAUCCGGGGCCCCACGUCCGGGGGCCUGAGCUUCGUCAUCGCUCCGGACGAGCUCACCACGGGCCGGCCCGGCCCGUGGCUCGGCAUGCUCAACGACGCGUGCGAGGACGACCUCAAGGUCGUCGCCGUCGAGCUUGACACCCGCAUGAACCCCGAGUUCGGCGACCCGAGCGACAACCACGUCGGCGUCAACCUCGGCAGCAUCGUCUCCGCCGCCUCCGCCAACGCCUCCUCCGCCUUUGGCGUCCGCCUCAACGACGGCGAGCUCCACCGGGCCUCGAUAACCUACGACGGAACCAACAAGUCCUUGUCCAUUUUCAUCGGGCCGGGCUUGUCCGAUGAAAAAGCCCGGCCCGAAAACACAGUAUUUUUCAACAACAUUGAUCUCUCACCUUAUUUGAACGAAUACAUGUUUAUAGGAUUCUCCGGCUCCACCGGCGACGACAGCCACCCUCAAAUCCACAGUGUUUGCUCUUGGAACUUCAGCUCCGCCACCCGGGCUCGCCUCCGGGUCCCCUCGCCGGAGAGCUGCGCGAGCAAGAUAAUGGUCGGAGACGACGGCAACAUUCCGAGCAAAACCCCGAGCAGUUUCUAUAUCUUCGUCGCCGCCGUUGCUCUCGUGCUGAUGAUCAUGAUCAGCUUGUUCUUCAAUCGAAAAAAGGGGGAGAGUUACGAAUUCUCGGACGAGAUGGCGGUCGUAGGCAAGGAAAAGAAGCGGCCCGUACCUCCGAACCGGGCCCGGAAGUUCAGCCUUGCUGAGAUUCACUCAGCCACAAGAAGAUUUGGUGAAUCCCAAGUUCUUGGCAGUGAUAGGAAUAGUGUUACUUAUAAAGGGAGCUUGUUGAAUGGAUCCAAUGUGGUGGUGAAGCGGUUUUCGAGGGAGGUUGUAAUCCCGGUUCGUCGGAGAAUGAUGGAGGAAGUUAAAACGAUAGGUAAAAUCAGGCAUCCGAAUAUAGUUCCUGUAAGGGGAUGGUGCUUUGAUAAUCAAGAAACUAUAGUAUUAUACGAGUUUAUCGGAAAUGGGAGUCUGGACAAGUGGUUGUUUGGGUUCGGGGUAGUGCCUUGGACGCGGCGAUUCAAGGUGGUUAAGGCUAGUAGUGUGUUCAUUGAUGUGAGCUUUAGGGCAGUAUUAGGGGACUUCGGGUUCGUGUUGUCGCUGGGUGAGGCGUCGGCUCGGUUCGAGGCGAUGGUUAGCCAGAAAGUGGAUAUUUUUGAGUUUGGGGUUCUGAUGAUGGAGGCUGUGUCGGGUCGGGGCAGGGAGACCGGGUUGCUGGAUUUGGCGUGGGCGUUGCAUGAGAGCGGCGAGAAGGCCAAGCUAGUGGAUCGGAGCGUCAACCCGGAUCAAGCGGUUCGGGUCAUGGAUGUCGGGUUGAUGUGCACGUUGAAUGAGAAUAGAGGGAGGCCGAGCAUGGAGGAAGUGGUGGGGUAUUUGAAUUCGGAGACACCGUUGCCCGACCUGCCUACCACCCGACCCGUUUCACUCUUCCCCUACAGCAGCACUACAGGGUUAUGCAGUGCCUACUCUUGUGCUUCAUUCAAAUAACGUCUCAUAAUAUUUUUGUAUACAAAUACUCCUAUGUGAAAUCCAAUUUUUACGAAUAAUACUAAGCUAUAGCUA
This is a messenger RNA of Salvia hispanica, 2122 nucleotides long. Its product is annotated as putative L-type lectin-domain containing receptor kinase S.7. Gene Ontology annotation, biological process: protein phosphorylation. The record is from RefSeq and is a predicted model, not a curated record. Gene Ontology annotation, molecular function: protein kinase activity; carbohydrate binding; ATP binding. Lineage: Eukaryota; Viridiplantae; Streptophyta; Magnoliopsida; Lamiales; Lamiaceae.